ACACGUGUGUUUUGUUUUGUUUUGAUGGUUUUGGUCUUCAAAUGGAUUUCGCCAAGAAGUUACUCGGAAAGUACGGCUGGAAGGAGGGCGAUGGCCUGGGCAAGAACAGCACUGGGAUUACGGCUCCGCUGAAGGCCAGCUUGAAGUUCGACAACGCGGGACUGGGGGCGGAUCGGGCCCAGGAAUUCAAUGACCACUGGUGGGAGCGCUGCUUCAACGAGGCAGCCAGCAAUGUGGAUGUCCAGGUUCAGCAGGACGGCAAGGUGCUGACCUCCCGCAGGGAGGGCGAGGAGGCGGUGGAGAUCUCCACCAGCGGAUACUCCGCCCGGAAACUGAAGAAGGCCAAGGAGCAGCACGCCAGCGAUGGAAGAGCCACCUACGAGAACUUCCUGCAGACCUCGCUGCUUACCCAAGACGGCGGCGAGGUGGAGACAGCCGAGCGCAUCAAUGUGGAGGACAUCGAGGUCAGCAAGGUGACCGUGCUCACGGACGAGGAACUCUUCAAGGCCUGCGGGGGCAGGACGGCGCACAAGGGAGCUCGGCAUGGCCUCAAAUUGAGCGGGAAGAUCGCCCGUUUGGAGCAGCAGGAGCGCGAGAUGCUGGAGAAGCUUCAAGGCAAACUGAAAACUCCUUCCGAGACAGAUCCUGUUAAGAAAACCAAACGGAAGGCGGACUCAGCCGAAGAGUUAGUUCUGGAAGAACAGAAAGAAGCUGAAGAUGCAGUGGAGCAGCCUGAGAAGUCCAAAAAGAAGAAAAAGUCCAAGAAGUCCAAGGCGGUGAAGUCGGAAGAGGAGGUUAUAAGCGAGGAAACUCAAGAAGAACCAGCCAAGACUAAAAAGAAAAAGGAUAAAACGAAAAGACCGCAGGAAGUCCAAGAAGAUACAGAGAUCCUAGUGGCGGAGCCCGUGAAGAUAAAAAAGAAGAAAGCGGAUAGAUUACAAGAAGUGUCAGAGGCAACAGAGGAAACCACUCAAGAUAGGGAUACUGAUGAGCCCGUGAAAUCAAAAAAGAAGAGGAAAACAGAGGAUUCCAUCGAGGAAACUGAAGCUCCUAUGAAGAGCAAAAAGAAGAAAAAGAACAAGGAGCUUUAGUUAAGUCUAGUCUAAAAUAAACUAUGUUAGGACAAAUUAAAAUAUAUACAUUACAUACAAACUUAUAAAUGGAACCUUGUAUAUUAACGACUAUUAGAAUCUAGAAAUAAAACCAGCUGAGUGCACAUAAA
Messenger RNA from Drosophila biarmipes, 1222 nucleotides. Its product is annotated as G patch domain-containing protein 4. Gene Ontology annotation, cellular component: nucleolus. Gene Ontology annotation, molecular function: nucleic acid binding. The coding region runs from base 42 to 1091 and encodes 349 amino acids. The record is from RefSeq and is a predicted model, not a curated record. Gene Ontology annotation, biological process: regulation of ribosome biogenesis. Lineage: Eukaryota; Metazoa; Arthropoda; Insecta; Diptera; Drosophilidae. The transcript has a single exon.